Messenger RNA from Aspergillus nidulans FGSC A4, 702 nucleotides. RefSeq lists its product as uncharacterized. The record is from RefSeq and is a predicted model, not a curated record. The coding region runs from base 1 to 702 and encodes 233 amino acids. The transcript has 2 exons. Lineage: Eukaryota; Fungi; Ascomycota; Eurotiomycetes; Eurotiales; Aspergillaceae.
AUGGAGGUGGAUGACUCCCCCCCAGGCGGAGCCCGUCCGGGGACUCCGCUCCUGGGUGAAAACUCUGAACCCCCCUCAGGACCUACCACCCCGACCCCCCUACCCCGGAACUCCCUGAAGAGAAGGGCCUUAUUCUCCCCACAGAAGACUCCCACUGCAGCUCCGGUCCCUGUAUCCCAUUUGCCGCAAGCCCCAUCAAUCUGCGAGCAGGUCAGCAUGGUAGCAGAUGACCAGCUAGUCCUUCUUAAUGAUUGGAAACUAGCAAUGACCUCUCUUGCUAAAGCUCUAGAUCUAACUGUCUCCUCUCUACAGGGCCGCCCAAGAGACCUGGCCCGGGGGCUUGCAGCCAGAUUUGUUUCCCUAGCAAAACAGGACUCCCCUCAGCUGAUUCCUCUGAUGACAGCAGCUGCACCCCCACAGCCAUCCAGGCAGAUAGAACAGCCAAACCAACCUCCCACUCCUGAAGCUUGUGAAGGCCCCCUGAAGAGGCAAACCUCGCAGCCUACAACCUGGGCAUCCCUGACAGCCCCAAGAGCUGGUCAGGGGAACUGGCAAACUAUUGCCCCAGAACACUGCAAGGUCUUUUUACUGUCAGAGAAGGCUGCAAGCCUAGCUGGGGAUGGAUACUUUGAAAUACUAACAGAGUAUUACCAGGUUAUCAUCCCCUGGAUCCCGAAACAACUCUGGUCCCUGGAUAGAUAG